Molecule: messenger RNA, 2206 nt
Organism: Wallemia mellicola CBS 633.66
Lineage: Eukaryota; Fungi; Basidiomycota; Wallemiomycetes; Wallemiales; Wallemiaceae
Exons: 2
Coding region: 7-2160 (717 amino acids)
Biological process (GO): maturation of SSU-rRNA from tricistronic rRNA transcript (SSU-rRNA, 5.8S rRNA, LSU-rRNA)
Cellular component (GO): nucleolus; nucleus; 90S preribosome
Molecular function (GO): protein binding
Source: RefSeq, a predicted model, not a curated record
GCAUCCAUGAGCACGGCGAAAGUAUACUGUGUGAACGGACAACCAAGCUCUGGGGCAUCCAGCCUUCCACAAUGGAUUUCCAAGCGUAGAUUAGCCGCUGAGCGUACUGCAGGGAAAUCGAGAAAACGCUCGAAGGCGAAAGUCAAGGAGAGAGGUCUCGAGGAGUCACAGCUGACACUUAUUCAAGAGUUUGGAUUCCCUGAAGCCUCAAAUAAAGUGAGAACGACGCCUGACGGUGAAUUUGCACUCGCGACGGGCACCUACAAGCCACAGGUGAGGUGCUACGAUUUGAGAGAAUUGGCACUCAAGUGGGAAAGGCACACAUCUUCAGAGAAUGUCGACUUUCAGAUUCUCUCGAACGACUGGACAAAAAGUGUACACCUCCAGAAUGACAGAACAGUUUCAGUGCAUUCGCAAUCCCAGCUUCAUUACUCUAUUAGAGUACCUAAGUUUGGUAGAUCACUCGCUUAUCACUUCCCCUCUUGCGAUACUUUGAUUGGUGGUACUGGAAACCAAGUUUACCGCUUAAAUUUGGAACAGGGUCGUUUUUUGAACCCCUUAGACCUCGAUAGUACCACCGUAGAAGGUAUCAAUGCUGUAGAUGUAAAUCCAGCUCAUCAACUCUGGUCUUUUGGUGUCGAAGGUAGCGGUGCAGGCGUGAAAUUCUGGGAUCCACGCUCUCGCAAUCAAAUCGGAUCUUUGGAUCUUCCAGCAGAAUAUUUACUCGAAGACAACAUAGCAAACCUCGGUUCAGGUCCUUUAGGUGUUACAGCGUUGGCCUCACAUUAUAAUGGUCUCUCAUUAGCAGUCGGUACUUCUACUGGACAUACCUUGCUGUACGAUUUAAGAGCUAGUAAGCCUUUCGCAAGCAAAGAUCAAGGUUAUGGUUUACCUAUCAAGAAUCUUCAAUGGUUAGAGAGUGCAUCUGGCAGAUACGACCAGGCUGAUGGUAAAGUCGCAAGUGCUGAUAGCAAAGUUAUUAAAAUCUGGGACAAGGAAAGUACUGAAAACUAUGUUAACCUUACACCUGAAUCUGAUAUCAAUGAUAUGCACAUUGUACCAAAGACUGGUCUUAUCAUGCUAGCUAACGAGGCACCUGAUAUGUCUAGUUACUACGUUCCUCAACUUGGUCCGGCACCAAAAUGGUGUAGAUUUUUGGACAACAUAACAGAGGAAUUAGAAGGUGAUAUGACUGGUGGAACAGGUCCUUCAGCUUGGUCUGACUACAAAUUCGUCGAUAAAAACGAGCUUGAAAAUCUUAAUCUUGGUCAUCUCGUUGGAACAGCAGCACUUAAACCAUACAUGCAUGGAUUCUUCAUGUCAAGUGAACUUUACAGUACAGCAAAGAUGGUUUCUAAUCCAUUUGCUUACGCUGAACACAGAGAAAAGCAAAUUCAAGAUAAACUGGAGAAGCAAGCUGAAUCUAGAAUACGUAAUGCUACUAAACCAAAUGUUAAAAUUAACAAGAAUCUGGCUGAUAAAGUAAAUAAGAAUGCAACCAAAAAAGGCAAGCAAGAUGAUCAAGCACUUCUCAAUGAUGAUAGAUUCAAGGAUAUGUUCGAAAAUCCUGACUUCGAAAUUGAUGAAGAAAGCAAAGAGUAUGCUCUUCGUAAUCCAGCAGGCGUCAACAAAGGAAAGACUGCUGUUGAACAAGAGGAAGAAGAAAGUGACAGAGAUUCCAUGGAUGAGGAUAUGUCAAAGGAUAGUAGUAGUGAGGACGAAGAUGAACAAGAAGAGCGCGAAGAAAGUGAUGAUAAUAUUAUUUCAGCACCACGUCAAACCAUCGCUGUACCAAAGCAAACGAAACCAAAGGCUAAACCAACUUUGGUUGCAGGUACAGUAUCUGAACAAACAGGAAAUGCUAGCGAUUCAUUUGGCGAUAGACUCAAAGGUAUUGAGAAAAAGCAGCAGGCUAAAAAAGCUGAAGACACAUCAUCCAUCAGAAGAACUGGUGGUGGUGGUAUGGAAAUGGUCUUUCAGCCAAAGACAACAGAAGCCGACGAUUACAAACCUCAACCAAAGAAGCAGAAAGGCAGGGAGCAGUUCGGUCACGGUCUCGAGAAAGGCGCACUUGUACAAGACGAAGGCAAAGACGAGCAAGGUAGAAGUCGACGUCGUAAGAAUGUUAGAAUGGCGUCGAAUAACGCUCUCAGGAGAUAGAUAUUAUAGAAUGAUUUUAUUUAUUAAUGCAUCACAUUUAAUUCGU